Python bivittatus (Burmese python) is the source of this 993-nucleotide messenger RNA. It is a transcript of the gene GPR119, whose product is annotated as G protein-coupled receptor 119. The record is from RefSeq and is a predicted model, not a curated record. Gene Ontology annotation, cellular component: membrane. Gene Ontology annotation, molecular function: G protein-coupled receptor activity. NCBI's taxonomy places the organism in Eukaryota, Metazoa, Chordata, Lepidosauria, Squamata, Pythonidae. Gene Ontology annotation, biological process: G protein-coupled receptor signaling pathway.
AUGGGAAGUGUUAGCUUUGGAGUAAUUCUUGCUAUUCUGGCUUCACUCAUUAUGCUCAUCAAUUGUGCUGUGGUUAUUGCACUGGUGCGGCUGAUCUGGAAGGACCGUUGCCGUGGUCUGUGCUUUGUUUUAAACCUCGCUAUCUCUGACUCCUUGGUGGGCUUUACCAUCACAGGUCUGGUUACGGAAGAGCUGUCUGGUCCUGAGCACCAGACUCCCCAGCAGUACUGUGUCUUGCGAAUGGCUUGCAUCACCUGUCCCUCAGCCGCCUCCAUCUUCACCGUGAUUCUGGUCACCUUUGACCGAUACUUGGCUAUUAAGCAUCCUUUCCGUUACUUCAAAAUCAUGGGCGGCCCAGUUGUUGGGAUUUGCAUUGGAGGGCCCUGGGUGCUGGCCUGCUUGAUUGGUUUCCUCCCUAUGAUGGUUCAUGGCUUCCAGCAGAAGAGCUACCAAGGUCAGUGCACCUUCUUUGGAGUGUUUCAGCCCACGUACACGCUCAUGGUCUUCUGCGUCAGCUUCUUCCCGGCUUUCUUUAUCUUCCUCUACUUCCAUUGCUACUUGCUCAAGAUUGCUUCUUUGCACAUCCAGCACAUCCGAGAACUGGAACCCGUUGGCCUGCCAGCGACCUGCCCAGCCUCUCACCCUUCCAACGAUACCAAGGCCCUGCGUACGGUGGGCAUCCUAGUUGGUUGCUUUGCCCUCCUCUGGUCCCCCUUCUUUGUUGUGAGCAUUGUCCAGGUUGCCUGCCAGCGCUGUUACCUGCAUCGCCUCCUUGAACACUAUCUCUGGGUGCUGGGUGUGUGCAACUCUCUAGCAAAUCCCCUCAUCUAUGGAUAUUGGCAGAAGGAGGUUCGCCUGGAGAUCUAUCAGAUGUGUUUGUGCCUGAAGAGAAAAAUCUUUCCUCUUGUCCACUUCGACAGCCACCCUGGUACUGGUCCCACCCAGUCUGGGGGACCACUAUAUUUCAUCUCAGUAGCCCAGCUGAAGGAGUGA